Molecule: messenger RNA, 1071 nt
Organism: Vombatus ursinus (common wombat)
Lineage: Eukaryota; Metazoa; Chordata; Mammalia; Diprotodontia; Vombatidae
Gene: CREG1
Product: cellular repressor of E1A stimulated genes 1
Exons: 6
Coding region: 1-1071 (356 amino acids)
Source: RefSeq, a predicted model, not a curated record
AUGUGUGGGCCCGCCUGGGGGCACGUGACAUCACCCGAGGGCCCUCCCGUCACUAUCCCUGACUGGCCACCGUCGAGGCCUGGCUCCUGGGCUCCGUGGGCCGUCUCUGUGCAGGGCCCUGUGUCCGGUCGCGCGCUGGCUGGAGCCUCAGCCAAAAAGGCACAGCUGCUCACGUUCGAUAACAAGGCGGGAAGCAAUUAUCCAGCGCCCACUGUAUACCAGGCACUGAGCUGGGCGAUGGGCAUGCACGGAAAGCGCGGCUCGGAGUCGCUGAGGAGAGUAAACAGCGGGUCACGCGCCCCGCGAGCGCCCGCCCCCGGCCCCGCCCCACUCCCGCUCUCGGCUCCGAUUGGCCCGGUCGGGGGCGGGGCUUGGAGGGGGCGGGGCUUCGCGGCGGCCCGAGCCCGACCGGGCGAUAACUUAACCCCGAUCGCCGCCUCGCCCGGUUCUGGCUCCUGCCCUGUCUCUGUCACGAUGAGGCUUCGGACGGCGGCGCUCCCGCCCCUGCUGCUGCUGCUGCUCCUGCUUGGGCCGGCCGCUCCGGAGGAGCCCGACCUGCCCCCCCGCGAGGACGUGGCGCGCGUGGCGCGGUUCGUGGCCCACGCCUGCAACUGGGGCGCGCUGGCCACCGUGUCCACGGUACCGGCGGUGCGCGGGCGGCCCUUCGCCAACAUCUUCUCCCUCAGCGACGGGCCGGUGGGCCAGAGCAGCGGCGUGCCCUACUUCUACCUCAGCCCGCUCCAGAUGUCCGUGGGGGACCUGCAGGUGAAUCCAACUGCCACUUUGACAAUGUCUUUGGCACAGACUGAUUUUUGCAAGAAACAUGACUAUGAUCCUCAGAGUCCCCUUUGUGCUCAUAUAAUGCUGUCAGGAACAAUCACUAAGGUGAAUGAUACAGAAGUGACCUUUGCAAAAAAGUCAUUAUUCAGUCGUCACCCUGAAAUGGAAUCAUGGCCUUUGGAUCAUAACUGGUUCUUUGCCAAAUUGGCUAUAACCCACAUCUGGGCCAUAGACUUCUUUGGUGGAGCCAAAACAGUGACACCUGAAGAAUAUUUCAAAGCCAAACCUUAG